AUGGCGCAUCAAGUCUCCUGGUGGGUGUGUAUGUUGAUGAUCUCAUCAAGCGACGUGGAUGAGAUUGACAGGUUCAAGAAGGAGAUGGCGCGGCUAUUCCUGAUGAGUGACCUUGGAGCCCUGAGCUUCUACCUUGGGAUCGAAGUGAAGCAGGAAGCCGAGGGAAUGACCCUGAACCAGAGCGCGUACGUGGCAAGGAUCAUGGAGAAGGCGGGCUUGGCUGGCUGCAAUCCCGUGCAUACUCCGAUGGAGCCUCAGUUCAAGCUGAACAAGGAGAGCUCGGCACCGGCGAUGAACGCGACAGAGUACCGCAGCCUCGUCGGCUGCUUGCGCUACCUCAUCAACACGCGUCCAGACCUUGCAUAUUCGGUGGGAUACGUGAGUAGAUUCAUGGAGAAGCCCACCAUCGAGCACCUGGCGGCGGUCCAGAGGCUGCUGCGCUACGUCGCCAGGACGAUUAACUGCGGGUGUCUCUACACCAGUGUAAGCAUCUAG
This is a messenger RNA of Panicum hallii, 495 nucleotides long. RefSeq lists its product as uncharacterized. The coding region runs from base 1 to 495 and encodes 164 amino acids. The transcript has a single exon. NCBI's taxonomy places the organism in Eukaryota, Viridiplantae, Streptophyta, Magnoliopsida, Poales, Poaceae. The record is from RefSeq and is a predicted model, not a curated record.